AGGAAAGCGAAGGAAACUAUCGUCCCUCCUCCCCCUGAAGCGAAGGUCGUCGAGUCGAGCGGCACGGGGCGGGUGGUCGCACGGUGCUCGAAUCAUGCGAAUUCCUGAAAAUGCGCAGGACGAGCAGCAACGGUUUGAAGCUCGACCUGACGGAGAACACGCCAGGUAGCUCGUUGUCGAGGCUGCCCAACUUGGUCGAGCAUGCGGAGACCUGUCAAGCGUUGUCCACCGGAACCGGUGAGAAUUUAAGCAGCAAACUGCCGAACGUGGUCGAAGGCUCGAUGGACUAUGGUAGCGAGCGUAGAUCGUCCCGGUACCUCGAGUACCACCAAGACGCAACCACCACCACCACCACCACCACCGCCGCCGCCCCUAAACCGUACCACCAGGACGGCCAGUCGGCCUCCUCCGGCCUGCCCCCCUACGAGCAACAGACCUACCACUCCGAUCAGUCGGGCAGAGGGUACGGCAGGGGGGGCUACGGCAGGGAGGAUAUCGACCGAUACGAGGAGAGAAUUUAUCCCGAGGACAACCUGAGGUACGAUCGUCGAAGCGAUCAGAGGACGGCGUACCAGGAGUCGGACUUGGACGCGGCUUACGAGAGGGGCGAUGCCCAGAAGCUGAGCAGAACUUAUCCAGGGGCCGAGGAGGCGGGGGGCGGCGGUAGGCGAUACUCGAGAGAUUUGACCGAUUACGAGUACGCGUCCAGGUACGCGGAGGAGACGCUGAAGCUCGAGGCGAAGAAGGACCAUCACCACCACCAUCACCACCACCACCAUCAUCACUCGGGCAAGGUGUACGCGGACCCGACCCCGUCCAAGGGCUACGAGUCGGGGGUGAAGACGCACGAUUCCGCUUACGAGUUGUCGUGCGCCUCGCAGCAGGAUCUGCCGGGGAGGAAGUACGAGGGGAAGUACCACUCGGUGAGCAAAAUGUACGGGACGCUGCCGAGGUACGAGACCGGUAAGUCGUACGAGGGUGGCACGAGAUCGUACGAGUACGAGGAGGAGCACGAGGCGUACGAGAAACAGGGGACGACCCCCUACGAUUCCAAGUACGAGUUGACCAGCUCCAAGAGCUACGAGAGGGCCAAGUACGAGGGGUCCUCGUCCUCGAGGACUUACCUGCACGACAAAUCGUACGAUCAGACGUUGAAGAUCGGCGAGUUGGGGACCACCUCCUCGUCCGGUGGUUACGGGAGGAAGGCGCAGGAUCAGGAGGAGACCGCCGCGGAGAAGAUGAACGGUUACAGGAAGAACAAUUUCGAGGCGUACGGCGUUUAUUCGGACCCCGAGGACGAUCACGGGUUCCUGGCCGAGAAAAAGACUCCCCAGUAUCCGUACAAGGGCGUGGUGGUGAACGUCAGCGGGGAAUCGAGCGUGAUCGAUCAGAAACGGGCGAAAGACGGAAGGCAGACCGAGGUCGUGGCCAAUUCUUGGUGCAGGUUUACCAUAGUGCUGCUCUUGUUGGUCCUCCUUAUCGUUAUCUUCGUAUUCGUCGCUGGAAUCGUCCUCUACCUGAACUAUAUGUCGUACAAACCGCAGCGGCCCACUAUCGAGGGUAAGGAUCUAAAUUUCGCCAGUAAUAACGCCGAACCUUGCGAGAAAACGUACUGUUCUUGGGGCGCGACGUGCGUCGUGUCGGAGAACGGGAAACCUUUGUGCCAGUGUCCUACGGAUUGUCCUUCGACUUCCGAGCCUGUCUGCGGCUCCGACAACGUGACCUACACCAACUAUUGCCAUCUACGGAAGAGCAGCUGCCUCGAGAGGAAAAGCACGCGGGUGAAGAAUCAGGGCGCUUGUGAGAUCAAGGAUCCGUGCACGAAACUGAAUUGCAGCCAGGGGUCGCAAUGCGUGCGAAGCAGGGACGGAAGCGAGGCAUCCUGCGAGUGCCUGGAAUCCUGUCCGAGUUUAGGGGAUCACGAGGGAUCGAGCCCAGUUUGCGGCACAGAUGGGACCGACUAUCCGUCUCUGUGCGAGAUGAACAGGGCCGCCUGCGCCAAGGGUGCCAAUAUCACGAUGGCGUUCCAGGGGAAAUGCGAUCCUUGCGGCAACGUGGAGUGCGUGGAGCCGGAAAUCUGUCAGCUGGACGAGUCGAGGCAGCCUGGCUGUCGUUGCGGCGAGCAGUGCGGCCUCGAGUUCGCCCCGGUUUGCGGAAGCGAUGGUAAAACAUACUCGAACGAGUGCAGCCUCAGGCAGGAAGCCUGCAGAUCCAGAUUAUCCCUGAGGAAAGUCUACAAUGGCGCGUGCAGCUCAGGAAUCAAUCCGUGCGACGAGGCGAAGUGCGGCCCCUACGAGCAGUGCGUGAUCAACCGACAGGGGAUCGCGAGCUGCGAGUGCGGAGCGGAAUGCGAGCCGGUGAUGAGGCCUGUGUGCGCGAGAGGUGGCAAGACGUACACCUCGUUGUGCGAGCUGAAGAGGCAGGCCUGUUUGACGAGGACCAACAUCGAGGUCGCGUACACGGGUACAUGCGGCUCGAGGGGUCCCUGCUCCGAGAAGAUCUGCCAGUGGGGCGCGAUUUGCGCGGAAAUCGGUGGGACGGCGAUUUGCGAGUGUCCAACCUGUCCGGCGGAAUUUCAACCGGUUUGCGGAGACGACGGAAUCAGCUACGGAAACGAGUGUCAGCUUCGCCUGGAGGGUUGUAAACAUCGACGAGAGAUACGUGUGCUUUACCAGGGGCUGUGCAACGAGUGCGAGAAUAAGAAGUGCGAGUUUUACGCAGAGUGCAAGACUGACAAUGGUGGGGAAGCCAAGUGCGUUUGCCCGAGCAAAUGCGAGAUCUCGGCGAAGGACGCCGCUCCGGCCGCGGAGAAGAUUUGCGGGUCCGACGGGGUAACCUACGCCAACGAAUGCGCGAUGAAAGUGGCCUCUUGCGCUUCUCGAGCGCUGAUCACUGUCAACUACGUGGGCGACUGCGAGCUUUGCGCGAGGGUUGAGUGCGAUCACGGGGCUCACUGCAUGGCCGGCGUGUGCGUGUGCCCCGACGAGUGUCCCGAGAGCAGCGGGGAGCCAGUGUGCGGCAGCGAUGCCAAAACUUACCCGUCGGAGUGCGAGUUGCAGAAGGCGGCCUGCGGGAGGGAUCCCAAAUUGCCAGUGUUGCACGUGAUAUUCUACGGCGAUUGCAGUGAACGAUUCGCGGUCGCGGCGCUCACCACGAUGUCGACGCCUGCGGUCGUUCGAUUGGCCACUACCGCGGUCGACGUGACCAGCACCCAGGUACGCGAAGCUUGCAAGAACAUUAACUGCGACUUCGAGGCGACCUGCGAGCUCGGCCCGGACGAUUAUCCAAGGUGCAGCUGCAAGUUCGACUGCGCCUCGAUAUCCCAGGAAAAUAUGCGCCCUGUUUGCGGCAGCGAUCUCAGGACCUAUUCGUCCCUCUGCGCCAUGAAAAUGGAAGCUUGCCAGAGGCAACAAGAGCUAAGACCCAGACCCCUAGAUCUUUGCCAAGGUAUGGAAGUGAAACCUUGCAAUGGCGAUCCCCCGUUGGUGGACGCGGAUGGAAAGGAGUACGAUUGCGGUAACGGUCCAGAACGACGAGAUUGCCCCAGCAACAGUUACUGCCAUCAGACCACGCGAUUGGCACGAUGCUGUAGAAAAGCCCAAGGAACCCAAGUCGUCAAGUGCUCGGAUUCCUGGCAUGGUUGCUGUCCGGAUGGCAAGACAGCAGCGCGAGGACCCAAUGGCGCAGGUUGCCCGAGUUUGUGCAAUUGCAACAGGUUAGGCAGUGUUUCUGACACCUGCAAUCCAGAGACCGGACAGUGCGAGUGCAAACCGGGCGUAGGCGGCCUGAAAUGCGAUAGAUGCAUGCCCGGUUACUGGGGUUUGCCUAAAAUCAGCGAGGGCCAUCAAGGAUGCAUACCAUGCGGCUGCUCUCUUUUCGGCUCCGUCAGAGAGGAUUGCGAGCAAAUGACUGGUCGUUGCGUCUGCAAACCGGAUAUCCAGGGUCAAAAAUGUACCAUUUGUACCGAUCACAACAAGAUAUUAACCCUUACCGGUUGCUACUCAGCCGACACGAUACCGCCGAUACCGACGUCUUGCAACGAGCUGGAAUGCUAUUCUGGCGGCCAAUGUUCGGAGAUCGGUGGCCCGCACUGCGUUUGUCCGUCGUCUUGUCCAUCGGACAUACCGUCCGUGCCGGUUUGCGGUAGUGACGGACAGACAUACGACAACGAGUGCGAGCUCAGGCUGUACGCUUGUCGCCACCAGGCGGACGUGGUCACGCAGGCCUUUGGCCACUGCAGAGACGAUCCAAUGGUGAACACGGACUUCCCCGUUAAAAGGUACACGGCGGUGCAGUACACCCAACCGGCGGCCGCCAUUUCACCUUUAUCGAAAUCUACCAGGCAUCUGUUGGUGCCGGAACCGGAUCCACGCUAUUUUUACACUCACAGGGCCCAUCAAGAAACCAUCACGAUCGACAGGGAUAAUUUAAAGCACGGAGUGGCAGCCGCGUACAGACCUACCCCGGCAACGAUCCGCGUGGUCACCGCUUUGCUGGGAGACUUGUGUACCGACGACAAGGAUUGCACCAUUCCCAACAGCGAAUGCUCGAACGGGGGCUGCAUUUGCUCCGAGGGAUACGCGGAGACCAGCGACAGACAGGAAUGUUUCGCUAAUUACGUGCCCGUUACACCGACCGAGGAAUUCCGUGCCUGCCUGUCGUAUCCGUGUCACGCGACAUCGACCUGCAUCGAUCUUCCGAGCGCAACGUUCGUUUGCAUCUGUCGUCCAAAUUACACCGGCCGAUUCUGCGAGGAGAUGAACAAAAGGGAUUACGAGGUUGCGUCGUUCGACGGUAAGAGCUACGUCAGGAUGAACAGAUUGAAGGCUUACCACAAGUUCAGCGUCGAGGUCGAGUUCAAGACGUACGCCGACAACGGGAUUAUACUUUACAACCAGCAGAAGAGCGACGGCACCGGGGAUUUCGUCUCGUUAGCUAUCGUCGACGGACACGUGCAGUUCAGAUACAAUUUGGGAAACGGCCCCGUGGUUCUAACUUCCCCCGAAAGGGUCACCAUGAAGACGUUCCACAGCGUGGCGGCGAAGCGAUACCACAAGGACGGUGUUUUGAUUUUCAACGACGGGGAGGACGUGGUCGGGCAGAGUCAAGGAAUGUUGAAAUCGUUGGAUCUGAAUCAAGACACGUUCGUCGGGAAUAUGCCCACCAAUUACUCCAAGGUUUACGACAAUAUCGGCACCAACCACGGUUUCCUCGGUUGCAUAAGGAAAUUGAAGAUCAAUCGAAUCCACGUGGAUCUUCACGUGGGCCGCGACAAGGAGAUCUUGGAGACGUAUCGGGUGAAGGAGUGCGGGGAGAACGCGUGCGCCAAUCUUCCUUGCCAGAACGGUGCCACUUGCCAGCCGAUCUUCGAGGAGGAUCUGUGCAACGGCCACGAGUGCAGGAGAAUGCAGAAACGGGGGAAGGGGAAGAACAAGAACGGAGUGAACAUCGUGAGGUGCAAGGGGACCCAUUGCACCCUGGUCGAUCGCGAACGUAGAUCGAAGAAGAACGCGAGGAAACGUUGCGCCACGUCCAAGUGCGAUUACGAUUACGACGCCGAUUACGAGAACGGUUACGAGCACGGGAAUUACGCGGUUGAGAAAUACGAGCCGCCCAAUUACAGAUGCAUCUGCCCGCCUCAAUUCACCGGUAGGAAUUGCGAGGAGUCGUUGGACCCUUGCAUAGGAGAGCCUUGUCAGCACGGGGCCACUUGCGACAUCCUACCCCAGGGUGGUUACGUUUGCAAGUGCCCGCCCGGGAGGACCGGCGAGCAUUGCGAAAUACUGGACGCGGAGUUGACGGAACUGUUGAUACCGGAAAUGUCUGGGGACGGUUUCCUCGAGCUACCAUGUUUGGAGGGCGUGGCGAAAGCGUUCUCUAUCGAAUUAUGGUUCCUCACGCACGCCAGCGACGGUUUGCUACUUUACAAUGGCCAGUUGAACAACGGGCGGGGUGAUUUCAUUAGUCUAAACUUGGUCCAAGCGAAGCUCGAGUUCAGAUUCAAUCUUGGAAGUGGUAUCGCCAAUAUUACUUCCCCGGACCCGGUUACCCUCGACACGUGGCAUUGUGUUCGAAUCAGCAGGCUGGGCAGGGAGGGUGUUCUCCAAUUGGAUGAUGGAACGGUCGCAAGAGGUUUAUCGGGAAGUCCAUUAACGGAGCUGAACUUGGAAAUGCCUCUUUACGUCGGCGGUCUUAAACAUUGGCGAGAGAUUCAUCGAUUGGCUGGCGCAAGAACCGGAUUGGUAGGGGCGAUACAAAGAUUGAUGGUUAAUGGAAAAACUUAUCAGAAUCUAGCUGUCAAUGUUACUCAGCAUAACACGGAAAUCUACGACGGCCUACCGUGUCCCAGCAACGAAAAUCCUUGCCACAACGGCGGAGUGUGUCUACCUCUGUUGAACAGUUAUCUGUGCAAAUGUGCUAGCGGUUACAACGGCCUUCACUGCGAAUUUUUCAUGGGCUACGACGUAUCCACGGAAUUAUCGGAGAGGCCGGUCCGUUUCAAGGGUGACAAUUUCUUGCAAUUCAGACACCGAAACGGAAGAAGGCGCAAGGGUCAACAGUCGAAUAAAUUCGAGCUGAGAUUGAGAACCACGCACCCGGAUGGUCUGAUCGCCUGGAUCGGAAGAGGAAAAGUGGAGCAUCUGAUCUUGUCGUUGCACGGGGGCCAAGUGUUUCUCACGUACAAAAGCAAAAACGAACAGAUAUCGUUGAGAAGCAGGGAACGGGUGGACGAUGGCGUGUUCCAUCAAAUCAGGGCGUCGAGAAGGCGAAGAACGUCGAUGAUACAGGUGGACGACUCCGCCCCUGUCAAGGUGUCGACAGAAAUAACCUUGCUAACGACGAACGGCAAGCUUUUCGUGGGCGGGAAGCCAGGCCAUCGCGGCAUCAAAGGGUGCGUGUCGGACUUCGUUGUGGACAAACGUCGUCUUCAACUUGGCAGGCGGAAGAUCGAGUACUGUCACGACAACGAUGUAUGAUAACGAAUCCCGGAAACGACGAUUGUCAACGUGACGUCGCCUCUGGCCACGCUUGUCGAGUGGACGACCCUCUUGUCCUCGACGAGUUAACACCAAGCCUAAAAAGACGAGACAAAGACGGAGUGAGCGUUGGUGGUGUUCGUUUCUGGGUAAACGAGAGGGACGAGGAUUGAACGAUCGUGUAAGGAAGGAAGGAAGAAAGGAAGGAAGGAAGUGAAUUUCCUUCGUGGAAAAGGCCCAUCUUACCUAUCUACGUGGAUCCAAUAACGUAGCGAGCUAAUAAUAAUUAUUUAUUUUUCGUUUCGUUAUUAGUUGUAGAAAGAGGAGAUUAUCCCGAUUAUUUCGUGUUAAUCGACGAAGCUAGAGGAGAAUUAAGAAGAACGACCAGAGAAGAAACGAAAGGAUGUAAAGAGGAGUAAAGAAAAAAAAAAGAGGUUCUCAUCUAAGGACAAUAAUAUAUUUUUAAGGUGGCGAGAUUAAAAAUAUACAUAUAUAUAUAUAUAUAUAUAUGUGUAUAUAUAUAUAUACAUAUAUAUAUGUGUGUGUAUGUAAAAUUUAACGCGUAUACGUAUAUAAGCGGGGUGGGGAAGAGAAGAAUGCUUGUGGAACUCGGUUGACUCGGGCGACAGAAGAAGAACAGUGGGGUAAAGGGGUUAGUAGGUUUUCGGGCGUGAAAGGGACAUGAAAAGUUAUUCGUUUAGACGUUUUAUUCUGUAAGUUGAAAUAUAUCGAAGCACUUAUAAAUGUUUUACGAUGCCAAGACUGAUUAAUGAAAGAAAUAAAAAGAAGAAGAAGAAGAAGAAGAAGAAGAAGAAAAAAAAAAGAAGAAAGCGAGGACGAAAUAGCGGGAGUUAAAGGAGAAAAGAAAUAUAGUUAAAAGAGAACAAAAAAAAACAAAGAAAAAAAAAAAAGAAAAAACAAAGCGAUAAAUCGGUGUUAUGUUUGAGUGUUUCGGUAGAGAGAUUUAAAUGAUCGUGCAUUAUCAGAAUAUAGAAGAAUGUAUUUUAAAGGACUUGUUGAUUUACGCCAGUAGAGAAAAAAACGAGGAAAAUAAAUAAGAAAAAAAAAANAAAAAAAAAAAAAGAAAAAAAAAAACAAAUGAAAAAAAACGAAGAAAAAGAAGAAGAUGAACGAAAUAUAAUAUAUAUAUAUUCACAUGUACACACACUUGCGUACACGGAAACACACGUAACACGCAUUAAAUUAUACGAACGCCGUAUAACGUUGUUUCUAGGCAGGCAAGGCUUUUUACAAAUGCGCAAAAGAAUAGAUAUAUAUAUAUAUUAUUAUGAUUACUAUAUAUAUAUAUAUAUAUGAUACUAUUGCAACAUUCCAUUUAAUGGACACCAAUGCGACGAAAAUUUUAGAUAGAUACUACCACGGAAUGAAUAUGUGAAUCAUGAUCAAUGUCUCGUUAAAUAUUAAAGAAUGAAUCGAGCUCACCUCGCUCGAAGACACUCCAUUUCCGUUUCGACAAUCAUUUCGACACACACACACGCACGUGAAAAUAGUUUCUCCCCCUCCCCCCGAACAAGUUUCUAAAAUGCUUAAAAAUCGUGACCACGCGAUAAGUUUCUUCUCGAUGUUACACAGGGUCGACGAGAACCGCGCGAUAAAACCGCGAUCUAAUCUAAUAAAUCGUCUAUCAUAUCAACGAUCGAAUCUUCGAGUCGAGUUUCUUCGCGACGAUUCGAACGUGAACGAUCGAUAAUUAUUUGAAAUGAUUCCAAUCGAUUCCAACGAUUGAUUAAAACCAUGGAAUUCGAACUCCUCGAUAAAAUAUAGGAAGAAUAAUAUAUAUGCGAUAACGUGUGUGUGUGAUCGAAGAACGAUCGACGAGAAGGAGUGUCUGAAUGAAAGCGUGACGUAUGACUGGCCGAUGAUCGGGAUCUGUCACACCACUACUUGUAAAUAUAAUUAAUAUGCGCCGAUACGUACGAGUUGAUUAUACACGUUUCGCUAUCGCGCGUACGGAAGAAACGUUCGCGCGUGGCGUGCGUGAAGUCGGACCUAAAUGAAAACAAAUCUAACAAGGGCGACCUAAAUAUUAAUAAUAGUAAAUAAUGUCGUAACGAUUCAUCGAAUCAGCCUUUUACGAAGAAGAAUUUUCCUUCUUUCCCUUCCCCCUUCCUCCCUCCCUUUCUUUUCCUUCGUUUCUUUCUCUUCGUCGCUCGAACGAAAACCACGUCUAUUUAACACUCAACGUGUUCUUCCCCUUCCCAGCCCGUUUAAUUAACGAUCUAACGACGUCGAACGACGUCGAACAAAGGAGCCUAAGUUUUUUUUCCUUUUUUUUGUUUAAUCGUUAAUGGCGACUGCCGAUCUGUCGCGGAAAGAGACGCUAUCGAAGAUUCUUUCGCUCGUCUCGUCGAACGUUUCCAGCCUCUGUUUAUCCAUCGAAUCGAAUAAUCGAAAGUUUUUAUUUCAUCAAUGGGGAAACGAAUUAUUGAAAUUACGAAAACGUCGAGGAUGAGAUAUAUAUAUAUACAUAUAUAUAUGUAUAUUCUAA
Apis laboriosa (Himalayan honeybee) is the source of this 9486-nucleotide messenger RNA. Its product is annotated as agrin-like. The record is from RefSeq and is a predicted model, not a curated record. Lineage: Eukaryota; Metazoa; Arthropoda; Insecta; Hymenoptera; Apidae. The transcript is spliced from 26 exons. Gene Ontology annotation, biological process: cell differentiation; multicellular organism development. Gene Ontology annotation, molecular function: calcium ion binding; protein binding. Bases 111 to 6977 code for a protein of 2288 amino acids.